Messenger RNA from Oncorhynchus tshawytscha (Chinook salmon), 928 nucleotides. RefSeq names its product chondroadherin-like protein. Gene Ontology annotation, cellular component: extracellular matrix. The record is from RefSeq and is a predicted model, not a curated record. The transcript has 4 exons. Lineage: Eukaryota; Metazoa; Chordata; Actinopteri; Salmoniformes; Salmonidae. Gene Ontology annotation, molecular function: protein binding. Bases 197 to 928 code for a protein of 243 amino acids.
UUGAAACCCACGAGAAAUGAAUCGAAAGACGGGGUCAGAGUGAAUGGAGGGAUAAUGAAGUUUAUUUUGGAUGGGGUACAGCCAGGGGAAGAGCAUGGGAGAGAGACCAGGGACCGUGAGAGAAUAAACGGCAGUACAAAGAACGGGAGCUGAAUAACAGGGACACGAAUACGGAGCGAGAGUGAGUGAGUAAACGAUGUAUUCGAUGGACUGCCCCGUAGCCUUGAGGUCUCUGCUGGUACUGUUCUUGGCCAUCCCGGGGGUGCACCUUGGCAAGUGCCCAAAGGAGUGCAUAUGUGACCAAAUCUCACUCACUGUUACCUGUGUCAACAAAAACCUGACAGAGGUGCCUUCCACAAUCGACGAGAUCACAGUGAAACUGGAUCUGAGAAGCAACUACAUCCAAGAGCUGCCAUCAGGUGCGUUCAAACACACGCCGUACCUGACACACCUGUCCAUGCAGCGCUGCAAUCUCCGCACCGUGAAGGAGGGGGCGUUCCGUGCUCUGGGCCGUCUCGUCUUCCUCAACCUGGCCAACAACAACAUGGAGAUCCUCUAUCAGGAGUCGUUUGACGGUCUCUCCUCACUGAAGCAGCUGCUGAUUGACCGUAACCGAGUGGAGGAGAUCCAGCCAGGGGCCUUCUCUCAGCUGGGGUUCCUCAACCUGCUCUCCCUCACCCACAACCAGCUCACCUAUAUCCCCAACAUGGCCUUCCAGGGCCUGCAGAACAUAAAGUGGUUGCGCCUUAGCCACAACUCUGUUAACUACAUGGCCACUGAGGCCUUCGCAGGCCUGUUCAGCCUCACGCGCCUCAGCCUCGACCACAACGAGCUGCAGUUCUUUCCUACUGAGACCAUGACCAGGUAUGAUGGUUGUGUUAUCUCUUCCCUGACAUACACCACAACACCCUUUUUCCAGGCACCAUAA